Molecule: messenger RNA, 6675 nt
Organism: Podarcis lilfordi (Lilford's wall lizard)
Lineage: Eukaryota; Metazoa; Chordata; Lepidosauria; Squamata; Lacertidae
Source: the annotation of a GenBank genome assembly
GCAAAGAGGAGGCUGCUUUGUUCUCUCUGCUUUGCAAAAACUUCCUCGGUGCGCCUCCUGGAAUCUGGUGAGUCUCUUCUCUCUUCCCCCUUGGGGUGCAGCGGGGAGAAGGGGGUCCCAGGGCUGCAAGGGAGGAGGCACGCCCCCCCCGUUCAGCUCAUGCGUGGAGGGGGAGACCCCCAAGUCAGGGAGCAGAGGGUCCUGCCCCCAGUUCCUCUCUGCCAAGCCAGGGAGGGGCUGAGUGUCCAGCAGGUCUGCAACUCUGUUCUUCCUUUGGGGCAACAAAAAGAGGGCAUGCAAAUAAGCCCCCUUCAGAUUGAGGGGAAAGUCGCAUUUCAUAACACAGAGAAGCAUCCAAGGACUCCGAGGAAGGAGAAGCCCUGUGGAGUGGGGAGAUACAGCCCCCCCCAAGUGUGGAGACUGGAGGGGAGACCCACGAUCUACUCAAAUACAAUUCCCAGAGUUCCCUGGCAAGAAGGGUGGAUUGGUGACCACUCUGGGAAUUGCAGUCUUUGGGCAGCAGGGCUGAAGCUGUCUCCUUGCAACUCUCAGGGUCCUGAACCAAUUCUGGCUCCCAGGAUUCUUGGGAGGAGUCACUAGGGCCGGGUGAGAUCUGGUUUCCAACCUUGUGAUGGAUCAGCAGCUAAACAUCUGCCCCCUCCCAGCACAGAGUGGCAUGUGCCACUCUUGGGAGCAGGAGCUGCAUCCAGCCUUGCUCAGCUCAACAUUUUUAGGAAGACCAAGCCCCUCCUGCCCUGGCAAGGCACUGGGGUGAAGCUGCCACGUCAUCAGCAUCCUGUGUGAAUAAUAAUAAUAAUAAUAAUAAUAUUUACCUGCCAACCAUCUGACUGGGUUUCCACAGACGCUCAGGGCGGCUUCCAGCACAUAUAAUAUACAGGGCUGCCUUCAGGUGUUUUCUUAAGGUUACAUAGUUACUCAUCUCCUUGACAUCUGAUGGGAGCGUGUUCCACAGGAAGGGCGCCACUACCAAGAAGGCCCUCAGCCUGCUUCCCUGUAACUUAUCUUCUUGCACGGAGGGAACCGCCAGAAGGCCCUUGGUGCUGGACCUCAGGGUCCAGGCUGAAUGAUGGGGGUGAAGAUGCUCCUUCGGGUAUCCUGGGCCGAGGCCGUUUAGGGCUUUAAAUGUCAGCACCAACACUUUGAAAGUAGAUCCUUUAGGAGCGGUCUUACAUGGUUCCAGCAGCCACUCCCAGUCACCAGUAUAGCCUCCGCAUUCUGCAGAACACUAAGUGAAUGACACAGAAGCUGCUGCAGACUAAAGUUAGAAAAGCAUUAAUUGCUACAAAUGGUAUAAGGAAACAUGAUACGGAAUUGAGGGAAAAGAUGAUGGUGACCUGUUGUGGUUACAAAAUUUCUGGUCUCUCCCCGAGUGCCAUGGGCCCUGCUCCAAAGAGAGCUUCUCUAAAGAAAGCACAACCAAAAAUCACUCCAUUUUGCGUGAAUAAGGAAAAUGAGGAGGUGGCUAAGAAACAGCAGGAGCCAGAUCCUAUUCCCAACCUUCUAGGGUCUCUCAGCAGCUCUAAUGAUGAGCAGAAAAAGUUUGGGGCCCAACCAGCUCAACUGCUAAGUCAUCUCUUGCAUUGAGAUGUGGGGGCACCUACAUGUAAUAGCUACUCGGCUAUUUUCUGCCGAUGCUCUGGGGCUGCAGUUUUCAGGCUUGGGGACAGGAUGGUGCCUGGUUUUUGCACCAAGUUCUAUUCAUAAGCCCCACUGAGUUCAAUGGGGUCACUAGUGUGCAUACCAUGCCAGCCUUACAAAGUGGGGUGAGGUGCAAACAGAUUUAAUUGGAAUCACUGGAGAUGUUUCAAAUGGGGUUUCUGUUGGAAAGGGGCUGCCCCAUUUGUGCUUCUUCAGGAGCAGGAGAAUAUCUAGGGCAGAAGAAUCCCUGCAGGGCCUCUGAGGCUCCCUUUGUUUCUUCCUCUCUCCCAGGACCCUGUAGCUUGUGGUGGCUUCUCGACUCCUCAGGAAGGAUGAAAGAGACUGAAUCUGUAAACCUAGUGAGGAUGGAAGGGGGAAGAUGGACGGUUGACCUGGUCAGGUUGUCUCCUGCAUCCCUCCUCACAGCCUCUGAGCGUUCCGUCCCAGGGACCUCCGAGAGAUCUGGUGAGUCCCAGGGGAGGGGAGAUGGGGACAUGGCUGGAUGGGGGUGUAGAUGUAUCGGGGCUUGCUUAGCUUGGGGGUGGGAUGAGGCAGGCAGGCGGAUGGAGAUUGAGAAGGUGAGCACCUUUUUGUGCUCCUCCACCAGCCUGCCUGCCUGCCUGCGCCUUUGACAUCUGCAAGAAAUUUGAGCUAGGAAUACAUCACAGCUCCCCGGCCACCGCGAUGUAUUGGCAGCUCAAGAUGUCUAGAACCUGUACUGUGAUUGAAUGCCUUACCAGUGUCAGAGAACUCACUGAUCCAUCAGGCAGCACUAGAAGCAACGGCUCUUUAAAGUAACCUGCUUUACAGAUUGAACACAGAUGGGGCCCCUGUGUUUUGUCUUUUUCUUUUCUUUUAGGAAUAACUUUUCUUUUAAAAACAAGGAUCAUAUAGGACUCAUAAAUGAUACAAAUAUGUAGAUUUGAUUAUCAAAUCAAAUUCUCAUAUGAUUUCUCAAAUGAAUUCUCAUGUGAUUCUCAAAAAUAAUCUUCUCAUAUGAUUCUCAAAAAUAGCAGAAUAAAUUUACAGGAAUAUCUAUAACAUAUGGUUUAUCAUUAGUGGUCAGUGUAUGAGUUCUGAGUUCAUGAAUUGGUUUAAAUUGGGGGGGAAAGGAGAGAUAGGAGACAACAGAGUACAUUCAACAUCUCCUAGCCGAAUGCCUCGUCAGGAGCUCUUGUGACUGUUGUGCUUAGAUUAAGUGUGAGUCAUAGUCAUUUUUCCUCUACUGUUCCCAAUGAAACAAUACAGAGUUGGUCUCCUUAUGAACAUGGGAGGGUGGUUCCAAGUGAAGAAAGUGAUUUAUAAAUUUAAAUUGAGACCAACCAGAUUGAGAUAAAUGCUGAUGGGGAGCGUGCAAAUGAAGAUGUUCCUGUUUGUUGAGGCAUGGAGAUUGCUGGAUCCUGACCAGAGAGCUCUGCAUAAGGAAGUCAAGGAGGGAAUCGGGAAUCAUGCACCCUCUCGGUAAAGCUCCCGUUGGAUCAUAAGAUGAGUUUUGACAUUCCAUACAUACCUCUAUGUGAUGAACCUCCACUGUUUGGAUGGAGACCAACAGCAUCUGGGAUUCUAACAUCCUCACCGUGAUCCCUGUAUGGAGGGAUAUCAACUGGUUUCUUUGUGAAUAUUCUUCAUCUAGUCAUGCCUUUUUAAACAAUGACCAGGCUUGCCUGAACUGCCCAGGCCUUCUUAAAUGUCAGCUUGAAAGUUUUUAGGGAAGUUGAAGUAACUUCUGUCAGGUUUGAUGUUUUUGCUUUUGCUUCGGUCUGCAUUUUGUUGACCAAAGAGAUGACUGACCUUUGAGAUGGAGUGGACUCCAUGACUGAGCUAAACAAAUCUAUCCCGGAUAAAAGCCAAGCAGUUCCAGCCAACAAAGGCAGUGUAAACUGUAGUAAGGCCUCACAUCUAACUCCCUUCAGUUCUUCCUCUAUCACAAGCAUUCAUUAACAUUGUUCAAUAAUGUGGAGCUCUAUUUCUUCCUGAGGUUCUAAUUAGCUUCUCUCUUCAUUGCAGAUGGUGAUGAAUUGGAAGGGAAGAACAAGGGGAACCACAACAGAAUCCACAUAGCGGAGAGGUCCGAUAAAUAUUCAAAGUGUGGAGAGAACACCCAUCAGAGCUCCCAGUCCUCCUCCCAUCAAACAAAGAGCUUAAUUCGAAGGAAAAGCCUCACUUCCCAUCAAAGAAUUCAUACUGGGGAGAAAACAUAUCAGUGCUUGGAAUGUGGGAAGAGCUUCAGUCAGAGAAAACAUCUCACUUGUCAUCAAAGAAUUCAUACUGUGGAAAAACCCUAUCAGUGCUUGGAAUGUGGAAAGAGCUUCAGUCGAAAGGACAUUCUCACUUCCCAUCAAAGAAUUCAUACAGGGGAGAAACCAUAUCAGUGCUUGGAAUGUGGAAAGAGCUUCAGUCGAAAGGGCAUUCUCACUUCCCAUCAGAGAAUUCAUACCGGGAGGAAACCCUAUCAGUGCUUGGAAUGUGGGAAGAGCUUCAGUCGAAAGGACAUUCUCACUUCCCAUCAAAGAAUUCAUACAGGGGAGAAACCAUAUCAGUGCUUGGAAUGUGGAAAGAGCUUCAGUCGAAAGGGCAUUCUCACUUCCCAUCAGAGAAUUCAUACCGGGAGGAAACCCUAUCAGUGCUUGGAAUGUGGGAAGAGCUUCAGUCAAAAGGACAUUCUCACUUCCCAUCAGAGAAUUCAUACCGGGAGGAAACCCUAUCAGUGCUUGGAAUGUGGGAAGAGCUUCAGUCGAAAGGACAUUCUCACUUCCCAUCAAAGAAUUCAUACAGGGGAGAAACCAUAUCAGUGCUUGGAAUGUGGGAAGAGGUUCAGUCAGAUGCAGGGUCUCACUAUUCAUCAAAGAAUUCAUAGCGGGGAUAAAAGAUAUCAGUGUUUUGAAUGUGGGAAGAGCUUCCUGCAUGGGACCCAUCUCACUUCCCAUCAAAGAAUUCAUACAGGGGAGAAACCCUAUCAGUGCUUGGAAUGUGGGAAGAGCUUCAGACACAGCAAAAAUCUCACUACCCAUCAAAGAAUUCAUACAGGGGAGAAACCCUAUCAGUGCUUGGAAUGUGGGAAGAGCUUCAGUCGAAAGGACAAGCUCACUUUGCAUCAAAGUAUUCAUACAGGGGAGAAGCCCUAUCAAUGCUUGGAAUGUGGCAAGAGCUUCAGUCGGAAGGGAAGACUCACUUCCCAUCAAACAAUCCAUACAGGGGAGAAACCAUAUCAUUGCUUGGAAUGUGGGAAGAGCUUCAGUCGAAAGGACAUUCUCACUUCCCAUCAAAGAAUUCAUACAGGGGAGAAACCAUAUCAGUGCUUGGAAUGUGGGAAGAGGUUCAGUCAGAGUGCCACUCUCAUGGCCCACCAAAUAAUUCAUACAGGGUUGAAAGCAUAUCAGCGCAUGGAAUGUGUUUAAAAUUUCACUCGUAAAAAAGUCAAUUCAAGAACUCACAGCAGGGUGAAUAAUAGAAUGGUAGAUUCGGAAUCUAGUCCAACCCCUGCCAAUGCAGAAAAAAACUCAUUUCAAGCAUCCAUGACAGAUGGCCAUCCAACUUCUUCUUAAAUACCUCCAAUGAAGGAGAGUCCACCCCCUUCUGAGGGAGUUCCUUUUCACUGCUGGCUCUUACUAUCAGAAAGUUCUUCCUGAUCUUUAGGAGGAAGCUCCUUUUGUGUUGCUUGAAUCACCUCUUCAGAUUCCUUCAUGACCUUGAGAAGGACUUCUGUAUGUCUGAGAAUGUCCAGGGAUUGGACCAUGCUCUGUAUUCGGGGGGAAACCCAUGGAGAGGAGUCCGAUAUACGGCUUAAGUCAUCUGGGCAUUGGUCAGAUUGUCAUAAUUACAGACAUACUUACUGGUUUGGACGGAAGUGAUUCUUAUUCCGGGGAAGUGGUGACUGUGAGAUUACAGGCGCUCUCACCAAUAUUAUCCAACUGUUCAGUAAAACUUUGACACAGCGGACCAAUAGUUUACCCGCUGAGGUCGAAGUAUUGGGAGGAUAGGUUUAGGGCCGUGUGGUAUUGCUUAAUUGUAUGUGGGGUCCCUAUAAAGGGAACUUCUUCCACUAGGUGGGAGGGAGACUGGUCAAGUUACCAUCAGUUGAAUGCAACAUUCAAGUUAGAUUUUUAAAAAUGGAUUUGCAGAACAAAACUCACAGUUUGAAAGGGAGUUAUUAGGCUCCAGGGUUACAAUAGUACAGUGGUACCUCUGGUUACGUACUUAAUUCAUUCUGGAGGUCCAUUCUUAACCUGAAACUGUUCUUAACCUGAAGCACCACUUUAGCUAAUGGGACCUCCCGCUGCCGCUGCGCGAUUUCUGUUCUCAUCCUGAAGCAAAGUUCUUAACCCGAGGUACUAUUUCUGGGUUAGCGGAGUCUGUAACCUGAGGUGUAUGUAACCUAAAGCGUAUGUAACCCGAGGUACCACUGUAUUUAAAAUGUAUAACAUUACUUGAGUGGGAUACAAAGAAUGGAAUGAUGAAAUCAUCAAUGAGAAGGUGGGCCAGAGAUGUAGGACACAAUAUUGACUUUGCUUUAUGGUAACAACUGUGGAAAGUAAAUUUAAGGUUUACAGCUUGCUACACACUAAGGGAAAACUUCAUGAAGAUGAUGCAGAGGACUCAAUCAAGAUCAUCAAGGGUCUGAAACCAAGCCUUAUGAGGAGGGCUUGAAGGAACUGGGGGGGGCGGGGGCGGCGUAUCUAUUUUAAGUGAAGUUUGCCGAAAUCUACACUUGCGACAUGGGCUGCCAUACAUCCAGAUUUUCCCGGACAUUUCAGCAAUUUCCGCUCAUACGCUGCUUACAGUUCUGGAUGUAUGGCAACCAUGUCUAUAUACAGUGGUACCUCGGUUUUCAAACAGCUUAGUUCCUGAAUAACUUUGAACUCAAAUGCUGCAAACCUGGAAGUCAGUGUUCCAGUUUGUGAACUUCGCUUCGGAAGCCGAACAUGCUCCUGAGCUUCUGUUUUCACUGUUGCGCUGCUAAUUUGUUUCUCCCCAUUGUAAUAAAAGCCUUCCAUUUCCAAUUGCAGUGUUCUGAGG